Messenger RNA from Sclerotinia trifoliorum, 1877 nucleotides. NCBI's taxonomy places the organism in Eukaryota, Fungi, Ascomycota, Leotiomycetes, Helotiales, Sclerotiniaceae. The record is from the annotation of a GenBank genome assembly.
AAAUGCGGGGUUGAAUGUGGUGGGGAGGAGCAGCCACGCGAGAAGAGGCGUGUAUCGGUAGGUUUCUCGUGUGUAGGGCGACUGCGAUUGAGAGGUGUAUUGAGAGGCGGAGGUGAAGACGUGGUAGUCUAUGUCGGUGUAUUUUAGGGGGGAGUGAAGAUCUUGGUAGAGACCGUAGGUGAAGAGGGUUAUGCGGAGGAUGAUGGCUAGGGUGAAGAGGGUGCUGGUUGAUAGUGCCAUGGUUUUUCGGAGAGGGAUGACCUGGGGGUUUUGUCUUUGUGAGUGAGUUUCUGAGGGUUAUAGUAUGAUUGCAAUCAUGACAACUAAUCAAAUUGUCUCGACUUUUGUCAUCUUCUUGUGACUGAAGUUGAAUCUCGAGUACUUGUCUUUUCGAUGUUGAAGUCUGCACGUGUUUAUAUGAUAGUCUUACCCCACCCUAAUCUAUACGCACACUUUACCUAGUCUGCUUACCUCACCAUCCAUCUCCACUAUCCACAACACGCCUCACAAAUCUGCACAAGUGCAGGGUCUCUUCUCACCAUGCAAGAAACACGCCAACAUCAAACAGAAAAUAUGCCAGGAAUUAAACGUCAACAUGAUGGUACUUCCAAGGAGAAAUCUGAGAGGAAGUUGGAAGGGGCAGAGGAGAAGUCAGGAGCCUCUUUAAGUCCCUUCAUGCCAAUGUUUGAGGCUUUCAGAGCCGAAUUGGAUGAACAUCAUGAUCGUAGAGAGAGAAUUAUUAAGGCCGGAAGAGAUAUCACGGCGGGAAGUAAGAAAAUGUAGGAAUUUCUUUCAAGGGGUGCGAAGUUGUUAUGCGGGAAUUGAGCUAAUUAUUUUGUAGAAUUUUUGCAUUGCAGAGGUAAGAUUAUGGAUGGAUGGAUGGAUGGAUGGAUGGAUUGGGCUAGGAUGAUUUUUUGAAUCUCAAAAAACGUUUUCCUAUUAAAUAAUCAUGCUGAUUACAUAUGCAGAGUGCAAAAACUCCAACAACCCCUUCCGCAGAGAAUAGCUAAAGAAACUUCCGAGAAACUCUCUACAAUCCAUGAUCUCUUCACCAGUAUAUCACCUGAUCUCACGGGUGUGAAUUCUUGGCGCUAUCAAAGACAGAUUUCGGGCGGUAUUCAAGAAUACAUGGAAGCUGUAUCAUUUUCUCACUACCUCACCGAACAAUCUUUAAUUCCUCCCUCGACUGCUCAGGCUUCUUUACCUGAGGCGGUAAAUCUUACGGGCGAUGACUAUGUUCUUGGGAUCUUUGAUUUGGUGGGCGAGAUGAUGAGAUUUGCUAUUACGAGGAUGGCGACGGAUGGGGAAUUGCCGGGUAGAGAGGAGAGAAAUAUUUUGGCGGAUUUAAGGGAUAUUAGGAUGAGGUUUGAAGAGUUGGAUACGACGAGGUGUGGGAAUGUGGGAUUAGGGAGGGAUGUGGAGAAGAAGAUGGAGGUUAUGAGGACUUGUGUUGAGAAGGUGGAAACGGCCGUUUAUGGGAUGAUUGUUAGGGGGAGGGAGAGACCUAAGGGUUGGGUUAUGGAGAUGCCGGAUGAGGGGAGGGGCGCGGUGGAGAGUUAUUAGAAUAGAAGGGUGUUGGGAAGUUGAAGGUGGGAAGUUAGAGAGUGUGUGAGAAGAAGAUGGUAGUUAUAAUCCGAGAAAAUGAAACUCGAGAAUCCCUUUGCUAUAGCUAUGGUUAAAUUGCAGGGAUAUCAACCACAAAGCAUCCCGCAAUUAUCAGAACUUGCAACACACUCACUAUCCCGAAGAUAUCCAUUCUCUCUCUCGGUUUAGCCGAGAAUACAGUGUCGACUGACCUUUCAGUAGCACUUUUCGCUUUCCGCUUUCUGUUACAAUCUUAAGAGAAAUAUCCCGUUGGUUCUUUAUAAUUAUUUACC